AUGACCACGCCACCGCCUCUCACCGGCAUCCGCGUGCUCGAGUUUGCCGGCCUAGCUCCAGGCCCCUUCGCCGGCCUCAUGCUCGCCGACUACGGCGCCACCGUCAUCCGCAUCGACCGGCCCACGCCCACCUCGCACGGCACGAGCACCCCGCCGCCACCGACCUCGGACCUCCUGACGCGGCGCAAGACGUCCAUCGCCGUGGACAUGAAAACGGCCGCAGGAGCCGCGCUGAUCAAAGCCCUCGCCGCGCGUGUCGACGUGCUCAUCGACCCCUUCCGGCCGGGCGUGCUGGAGCGGGCCGGCCUGUCGCCGCGCGAGGUGCUGCUGCCCGCGAACCCGCGGCUGGUCGUCGCGCGGCUGACGGGCUUCCGGCGCGACGGGCCGUACGCGCGCAUGGCGGGCCACGACAUCAACUACCUGGCCGUGAGCGGGGUGCUGGGGAUGCUAGGGCGCAAAGCACACAAGCCGUACGCGCCGGGGAACCUCGUGGCGGACUUUGCGGGGGGCGGGGCCAUGUGCGUCGUCGGAGUGUUGAUGGCGCUGGUGGAGCGGGCGCGCAGCGGGCGCGGCCAGCUCGUCGAGGCGAACAUGGUCGACGGCGCCGCGUACCUGGCUACGUUUCUGCGGCUGGGCACCAAGAGCGCGUGGUGGGGGCGGCCGCGGGGCGAGAAUCUGCUGGACGGCGGGUGUCCGUACUACGACGUGUACGCGACCAAAGACGGGCAGUACAUGGCGGUUGGGGCGUUGGAGGCGCAGUUCUUCAGCGCGCUGCUGGCCGGGCUGGGGAUAGACGCGGCGAGGCUGCCGUUCCCGCGCGACGACCGCCGCGCCUGGCCCUGGCUGCGCGUUGCCUUCACGGCCAAGUUCAAGAGCAAGACGCGCGCCGAGUGGGAGGCCGUGUUUGCGGGCUCGGACGCGUGCUGCACGCCGGUGCUGGGGCAGGCGGAGCUCGAAGCGGCGGGGUACGCGCAGCGGCCGGCGGUGGGGCUGCGGGGGUCGCCGGGAUGGGCGGUCGGCGACGAGGAGAAGAGUGAGGGCGAGGACGAGGUUGCAGACAAAGGGCAGGGCGUGGGAGUUGAGGGGGCCGGGUGGAGCGAGCGGGGGCUAGGGGCUGGAGAGGGCGGGGAGGAGAUGCUGGCGCGGUGGAUGGGGUGGUCGCGGGGGCGGCAGUACGGCGUCGAGGGGGGUGGGCUGGUGUUGCUGCAUAGGGCGAAGCUGUGA
Aplosporella prunicola CBS 121167 is the source of this 1224-nucleotide messenger RNA. RefSeq lists its product as uncharacterized. Gene Ontology annotation, molecular function: catalytic activity. The transcript has 2 exons. The record is from RefSeq and is a predicted model, not a curated record. Lineage: Eukaryota; Fungi; Ascomycota; Dothideomycetes; Botryosphaeriales; Aplosporellaceae. Bases 1 to 1224 code for a protein of 407 amino acids.